Molecule: messenger RNA, 1161 nt
Organism: Aspergillus uvarum CBS 121591
Lineage: Eukaryota; Fungi; Ascomycota; Eurotiomycetes; Eurotiales; Aspergillaceae
Exons: 1
Coding region: 115-831 (238 amino acids)
Molecular function (GO): acyltransferase activity, transferring groups other than amino-acyl groups
Source: RefSeq, a predicted model, not a curated record
CAGAAACCAAAGAACAAGAUCAUCUGUGUCUUGGCCGUCACUCCAAGAUAUACCAAGCAAACCACUUCAAUACUAUUUAGUAGCCCUUACCUUCUCCCACCCCAUACCCGCAACAUGAGCCAAACAAACCCACCACCAACCCUGCCAAACUCUAGCUCCAGCAUCACCCUCACGCCCAUCAACCUCCACCACCCCGCCGACUACGCUGCCCUCCAACACCAACGCACAAUUUGCGGCUGGGACGAAACCGACGAAGCCCUCCUCGCCUGGCGCGCCAAGCAAGACGCGGGCCUCAAAUCCUUCUUCUGGAUCGACAUCGUCCCAGCUCCCACCUCCGCCUUUGCCUCCACCUCCACCUCCAGCAGCAACAGCAGCGACAACAAGGACAACAGCAACAACCAGACCCCCACGGCCGAAACAAUCCACGCAGGCCACAUCUCCCUCGACGCGUACGCCCACCCGCCAGACCGGGACCUCGCCACAGUCGACCGCACCAACCUGACCAUCCAGUCGUUCUUCAUCCUGCCGGAGCACCGGCAGAGCGGGCUGGGCCGGCGCGCGAUGGCGCUGGUCGAGGCGCGGGCGCGCCGGGACCCGCGCUGCAGGUACGUGACCCUCAACGCGGUCAGCAAGGCGUACUACGCGGACCCCGUGCGGCGGCGCUGGAUUGAGCGGGUCCGCGGCGAGGGAGGCCUUCCUGUUGCGGAGUGGUAUGAGAGGAUGGGGUACGUGCGGUGGAAGACGGAGCCGCGGUAUACGGAUUGGACGCCGGAGGGGGAGGAGGUGAUAAUCGAGGCGGAUUUUAUGAGGAAGUCGGUGGUUGUGGAGUAGAUGGUGGUUUGGGCUCUGUGGCCUGGGUUCAGUGUGCUGUAUAUAUGAGAAUGUGUCUGCAUUCUGCAUUAUGAUGGAGUUCAGGUGGGUGAGUGCUGGUUUGAAAUCUUGUAGCUGGAUCUGUCUUCACUGAGAUAUGCUGGACCUCCACCUACAAGGCUUUCGAUGCUGAAAGGUGGGUGGGGUUGUCAGUGUUUCGAGCAUAGUACAUAGUGAGCAGAAAAACAGUAGGCUACGUGGUUAGACCCCUGCCUUUGAUUGGCUGUUCAACUACUCUUGAAUAUCGAUGGGCAUUAGAUCAAGACCGGUGACGUACACGCUUGUGAGGAU